Molecule: messenger RNA, 2058 nt
Organism: Fusarium musae
Lineage: Eukaryota; Fungi; Ascomycota; Sordariomycetes; Hypocreales; Nectriaceae
Exons: 4
Coding region: 1-2058 (685 amino acids)
Biological process (GO): vesicle-mediated transport; intracellular protein transport
Cellular component (GO): cytoplasm
Molecular function (GO): GTP binding; GTPase activity
Source: RefSeq, a predicted model, not a curated record
AUGCGUAUCGCAAGUUGGCUCUUGGGGGGAGGCCGUGAGCACGUCGGCCUCGUUCUAGGCAAUGACGCCUCCGGCAAAACGACAUUGCUCUACAGACUCAAGCUCAAAGAAGCCGUACAGACCCUUCCGACAAUUGGAUUCAACGUCGAGACUAUAGACUAUCCCGAUGGAGAGAAAGUCACCCUCUGGGACGUUGGGGGCUGCGAUGCUAUUCGUCCUCUUAUACGACACUACAUGACCCAAGAUCGCUUCCUAAUCUUUAUUCAAAGCUGCACAGACACAGAAGACGCCGAGCGCGUUGAGUUCUCGCUCGAGUAUCUCCGCAUGGGAUUGAACAUGAUGCUUGAAUACGAAGCAAAACACAUGUUUAUCGUUUUCAACAAGCAGGAUCUCCUCUCUGAAGAAGAACGACCCAAAGUCGUAAAAGAUUUAAAAGACAAGAUUGAAGCUGAGAUUAAACCAUAUGCUGAUAAGCUCGAUAUAAGGAUCUUGGACACUCCUGGUCUAAGUGCCCUUGGGGGCUGUCAGGUUAAUAAUGUCAUGGAUGAGAUACGAAAGACCCUUAAACCGAAGAAUGCAGUGAAGGAUACGAAAGCUGAGAUUGAGAUGAGGGAGAAGGGACCAGGUGAAGAGGAGCUUCGGAAUAAGAUUAGAACGGCUAAUGCUCAGAGUGUUGAUGCAAACACGUUCUGGGAGUCGUUUCUAGAUGGGAGUUUAGAGGCGUGGGAUCAUUACACUCAUCUAAGAGCAGGCUUCUUCAUCAUGCACGAUUGUUUCGGUAAAGGAGUAGGAUUGCUGGAGUGUGCCGAUGAGUUUAUGAAGCAUUUGAAUCGGCUACGGGAGGGUAAUCCCGAGAGAUUUCGCAACACUGCGCACAAAACAAUGACGAUAUUCUGGCUUCAUCAAAUUCAAGUCGCUGCAAUAGAAUACCAAGCACGCUCCCACCCCGGCAUAUUCCCCUCGCGAGAAGCCUACGCCGACAUCGUCUUCUCAGCACCUCAUCUCAUGAACUCCAACCUCUGGAGAGCACACUACUCCAAAGACCUGCUGUUCUCACCGCUGGCUCGGGCUAAUUACAGUCUACCGGAUUUACAGCCUCUUCCGACGAUUAAACAGGUCACUUAUACGCCUGCGCAAGAGAAAGUUGUACAUGAUGUUGAUAGACUGCCACGGUUUGCGUUUUCGGUGGUUCAAAAGACUUUUUCGUCGAAGCUUAGACGCGGAGGGAUUGUCAAACAGGCUCUUGAAGCAUUACAGUCUUCGACGAUGCGUUUGAGAGCGGUGGAUUCUUCGGUUCCUCCGUAUUCAGAGACACAAGCGUAUUUCUGGAUUCAGAUCAUCCACGCUUACACCCGUUCUCUGGAAGUUGAAUCGUCCGAAAAGCAAUUCACCACUUACGAGGCGUUCAAAUCCCUCUUCGAUAUCAAUGGUGAUGAGUGGAAGCAGUACUACUCCCAAUCAACAUGGGAGAGCAUCCCCGCUAGAAUGGCAUUCGUCAACCCAGACAAGAAACCCCUCCCUAAUAUCUUCAACCUACCCUCCCAAGCAAGAAAAGACCUCGCUGUCUCACAAAUGAUAAACGCUACAAACAGCCGCUCAACAAAUGCACACCUUCCACCAUCAGAAGAUCUAGACUUCCAAGCAGCCAUCCUCAUCGACGAAGCAAAACUCAUCCCCGAGUCUGAACUCAACAUCGCCAGCCACGCGAGCCUCAUAACAUUCCUAUUCAACCGCCUAACAGAAAAGACGAAAUCUACUAUGACUAGCAAAAAGCGCGGUGAUGCUUCGCUGGCUUCGUCGACGGCGCUGGAGAUUGCGAAGUGGACUGGUUUGACGCAGGCUAUGUUCUGGGUGCAGCAGGUACAAAUUGCGCUUGCGGGGCGGAAGGGGAUGGGGUUUGAGGAGUGCAUCAAGGGUAACUCGGUUUUGGCGUUUGAGGAGCUGCCGUUUGUGUAUUACUCACCGCAGCUUUGGGGGAGUGUUGAGGCGAGGGAUGGGUAUGUCAUGCCUGAUAGACGGGGACUUUCUAGUAUUGUACCUGGGAAAGUCAAACAGUGA